Molecule: messenger RNA, 2574 nt
Organism: Carlito syrichta (Philippine tarsier)
Lineage: Eukaryota; Metazoa; Chordata; Mammalia; Primates; Tarsiidae
Gene: NYAP2
Product: neuronal tyrosine-phosphorylated phosphoinositide-3-kinase adaptor 2
Exons: 6
Coding region: 613-2574 (653 amino acids)
Biological process (GO): phosphatidylinositol 3-kinase/protein kinase B signal transduction; neuron projection morphogenesis
Source: RefSeq, a predicted model, not a curated record
CAAACCUUCUGUAUGUAAGUGGCAAUGAGAAAGAGCAUCUUUUUGGCUGAAAGGAAACAUUUAGAAAGGAUGCUCCUGAUUUUUUGUUUUCAUUUAUUUUUGUCUUCACAGAAUAUAAUCAAAUGAGGUACCUUAUCCAGCCUAGUGAUUGCUUCGGGUCUUGUAAUCAUCUGUGUAGCAAAGUGGGUAAAAAUCAUUCAAUUUCUUUCCUGCUGGACCUGGAAGGAGAGGGGCUGUGUGUUCAUCCCCACCCAUUAGCUAUGCCCUCUUUUCUCCGAAUGUCGAUUUAAGGAAGCAAGCACCUGUCUUCUGCCACUGCAUCUUCCUAGAAAACUUUAAAGGCCAUUUUAUCUGAUAGGAAGGACAUCAAGAAUGCUCUGAUCUAGUGAUGAAGAAUCUGGGAGUCGACACUUUUCCCAUCCAGACACAAUGCACUUUAAUUGAAGAAAAACUGAACUGAACUACAAGUCUAUUUCUUAUGGUGCUGGAUUGCUCCUACAGAACUGCCCUGAGAUCAUCUGUGAGAGAGGGCUCUGACAGACACAAGUCACCUUCUGAUUAUUGCACUUAGCUCUCCCUGGGGACUUAAAUUUUGGAAGUGUCCCUUUUUACAUGAUCUCCUCCAAGAUGAUGAGUUCUAAUCCUGAGGAAGACCCUCUGGACACAUUUCUCCAGUACAUUGAGGAUAUGGGGAUGAAGGCGUAUGAUGGCUUGGUUAUUCAGAAUGCAUCUGACAUUGCUAGAGAGAAUGAUCGCUUAAGAAAUGAAACAAACCUGGCAUAUCUGAAGGAGAAGAAUGAAAAACGCCGAAGACAAGAAGAAGCAAUAAAGCGCAUAGGUGGAGAAGUAGGGCGAGGCCACGAAGGAAGUUACGUGGGCAAACAUUUCCGUAUGGGAUUCAUGACAAUGCCUGCUCCUCAGGACAGACUUCCCCAUCCUUGCUCCAGUGGCUUUUCUGUGAGAUCACAGUCUCUGCACUCAGUUGGAGGCACAGAUGAUGACAGCAGCUGUGGCUCCCGGAGACAACCACCACCCAAGCCCAAGCGGGACCCUAGCACCAAGCUGAGCACCUCAUCAGAGACGGUCAACAGCACAGCAGCCAGUAAGAGUGGGAAACCCCCCGAAAGGACUGAAGUGUCUGCCAAACCAAGACCCCACAGUGAUGAAUAUUCCAAGAAGAUUCCUCCUCCCAAACCAAAACGGAAUCCAAAUACUCAGCUUAGCACAUCUUUUGAUGAAACGUACAUCAAAAAGCACGGGCCCCGAAGGACAUCGCUCACGCGGGAUUCCUCUCUGUCCCACGUCAGCAGCCCCGCGGGAGACCCUGAGGAAGAGGAACCCGUGUACAUCGAGAUGGUGGGGAACAUUCUCAGAGACUUCAGGAAAGAGGAUGACGACCAGAGUGAGGCCGUCUACGAGGAGAUGAAAUACCCCAUCUUUGACGACUUAGGCCAAGAUGCCAAAUGUGACUUUGACCAUCACAGUUGUUCUUCGCAGUGUGCUACUCCCACGGUGCCUGACUUGGACUUCGCCAAGUCCUCAGUGCCAUGUACUCCUAAGGGUUUGCUUUGUGACAUCCCCCCGCCCUUUCCCAACUUGCUUUCUCACAGACCCCCGCUGCUGGUGUUCCCUCCAGCCCCCGUGCAUUGCUCCCCCAACUCUGACGAGUCUCCGCUCACCCCGCUGGAGGUCACAAAGCUUCCUGUGUUGGAAAACGUGUCUUACAUGAAACAGCCAGCUGGAGCGUCGCCGUCCUCGCUGCCAUCUCACUCCUCCGGCCACGUCAAACUGGAGAAAGACCAGGCCGGAGCCCUCGGACCUGCUUCUGCCACUGCAGUGCUCUCCUCGUCUCCUCCGCCCCCUUCCACUUUGUACCGAACCCAGUCUCCCCAUGGCUACCCUAAAAGUCAUUCCACCUCGCCCUCCCCUGUCAGCAUGGGGAGGUCCCUGACGCCCCUGAGCCUCAAAAGGCCUCCCCCUUACGACGCUGUGCAUUCAGGCAGCCUCUCAAGGAGCUCUCCAUCAGUGCCUCACUCGACCCCCAGGCCGGUGUCGCAAGAUGGCGCCAAGAUGGUCAACGCUUCGGUGAGCACCUACGGCGGGGCUCAGAGCGGCUCUCGAUCCAGGACUCCCACGAGUCCUUUGGAAGAACUGACCAGCCUCUUUACCUCGGGGCGGAGCCUGCUGCGGAAGUCGUCCAGCGGCCGGCGCUCCAAAGAACCCGCAGAGAAGUCAACAGAAGAACUGAAAGUCCGAAGUCACAGCACAGAGCCAUUACCAAAGUUAGACAACAAGGAGAGAGGCCACCAUGGGGCGUCUUCCUCCAGAGAGCCUGUCAAAGCUCAGGAAUGGGAUGGAACACCAGGACCACCUGUGGUCACCAGUAGAAUGGGAAGAUGCUCUGUGAGUCCUACCUUGUUGGCAGGAAACCACGGUUCAGAACCUAAAGUCAGCUGCAAAUUAGGCCGGUCUGCAUCGACAUCAGGUGUGCCUCCUCCAUCAGUUACUCCUCUCAGGCAAACCAGUGACCCGCAACAGAGCCAGGUACCAUCAUCGUUAGCCAAUCGUGAUUGA